Messenger RNA from Serpula lacrymans var. lacrymans S7.9, 1087 nucleotides. RefSeq lists its product as uncharacterized. The transcript has a single exon. The coding region runs from base 360 to 788 and encodes 142 amino acids. The record is from RefSeq and is a predicted model, not a curated record. Lineage: Eukaryota; Fungi; Basidiomycota; Agaricomycetes; Boletales; Serpulaceae.
AGGACUGGUGGGGAGAGGGACAAGUGCAAAUACAAAUGCAGGAGGAGUAGUAUGCAAGGAGGUGAGCGAGAGGAAUGGGGAUGGGAGGGUGAGCGAGGUUGGAGAGGUUUUGCGGUGAUUGAUGUGCGAGGAAGGAUGGGUUUGGUGUGGGCUCGUCCAGUCGUGCCCUACAGUCCACCCGGGCUAUCGCAGUACGCGACUGGGGGUCUCUGGUCCAUGUGGUUUUUAUGCUUGAGACUCGCGUCUUAUGACUGGGAAGGCCGUAUAGGGCUUGUCGAGACAUGGGGAAAGGCAAGAAAGGAUGAGUGCGGUUAUGUGCCCUUGUCGAUAAUGAACAGGGCCAGUUUGGACUUCAGAUUAUGUUCGGCGGAUACAGAGGGCAGCUUAUCCCCGUCUUUCUACGGCUCCUUCUGCCUCCAAUAACCCAAACCGCCCCCUUCAUACCAUCCUUUCGUGCUGCCCAUCUUCCUCCUCGCAACCGCAUCGUAUCGGCUCCUUGGAGCUUCAAACUUCUUCGUCACAUUUAUAGUGCCCCCAGAGCGCUAUUCCGCUUUUUCCCAUGUCGGACAAAGAGGAGCUUACCCCGGUUGAUGUUGGGUUGUAUAGUCAUUUAUCUUUAUUUGUGCUCACGUCUGAUUCUUUCCCUUCUCUUUGCUCUUUUCGGUUUUUCAUUUCAUUUUAUUGUACCUGUCUGUAUCUAUCAAUGGACGCUGCUUCGUGACAUUCUUCUGUUCAUUCGUUGUCAUUUCGUUCCAUGUUCAUUUUGUUUUAUUCGCCGUCUCAUCUAACCUCGUUUGGGUUUCUGGAUUGAGAGACAGGAAGGAAAUAGCGGAACCCGAAUGUACUCUUUGAUAAACUAUGACACCUCCAUCAGAAGUGGCGGUAGCGCCCAGCAUAGUUUCGUUGGGCAGCCGUUGAGAUCAGUACAUUUGUGUUUGUGGGUAAUGACCGUCCACAGGCUUGACUCGUCCACGACGUUUUCUCACCACUCGUAUUUGCGAGCUGAUGAAGCGCUUGGAUCGAUACCGAGAGUCCACAGGAGUAGCGCAGGCUGAGGAACGACGAACAAAAAUCUGAUCAGCCUGGG